UUGGCAUUUUUGUCCAAUCGCCGCCUGGCGCCAUUGCUCUCCGUGCAUUUUGAACUGGAACCGCACAUAUUUGUUCCCUUCCAUAUACACGACUCCUAGUCAAUCGGUCAACAAACGAAGGGACUACACGGCGACUAGGACUAUUAAACAAUGUUUAAAAGGAUGGACGGGGGAUUCAACUUUUAAGGAGAAAUGUUCCGGGAUCAAAAGAAGCUCUCGGUCGUUUUAUGGAGCUGUUGGCUAAACAGCUAAAGAAGCCCAAGUGCUUAUUUACCCGAAUUGUUUGCGUUGUUUGGAUAGAAUCUUCAUCUCGGCUCGGAUUCCCAGUCCCUUAAAUCCACGCUUGCCCCCCCAUUCUCUCGAGAUGGCUGACAACAGCAUCUUAACCUUUGGUCGGAGUCUGCUGGUGGAUUCCUCCGCAUAUGAUUCAAGGAUCGAAGAACCCACCAAGGACUAUUUAUUACUCGGCACGGCAUGUGACGAUAGAGAAGAUAUGCUGCCAAAAGUGGAGCCAAGGAUUGUUCUCGUGGGCGAGGCGUGCAAAAACACUGAACUGGUGAAAGCACUGCAGGAUGUAAGAGUAAUGGAGGUACCUGUGGUAAACAUAAGAGGAAAUGAAUCGUGUCCAGAAGAGAAAAUGAUGAAAAAGUCCAUUGUCAAUAUGGAAAUCAGUACUACGUUCAUCAUCACUGACAACAUCCAAGAGUUCAGUGAUGAAAAGAACACAGAUUUUGAAACGGUGUUUGUCCUUACUGACUUUAAAUCUCCCGAUUAUCACGGCCUUUAUCAGCGUGAUAACAGGAUCGUAGGUCCUCCUGUUGUGUUCUACUGUGCUUUCAAGAAGGAGCCAAUUCCAUUUUCAUGUCGCCCCCUGUACUCCACCACAAUGCUGAAUCUAUCAUUGUGUUUCACCGGAUUUAGGAAUAAAGAAGAAAUGAAAAACUUGGUCAACUUGGUUCAUCACAUGGGCGGCAUCAUUCGGAAGGACUUCAGCACCAAGGUGACACAUCUGGUUGCCCAUUCAACUCAUGGAGAAAAAUACAGGCUGGCUGUGUGUAUGGGGACACCCAUCCUCACUCCGUCGUGGAUAUGCAAAGCUUGGGAGAAAAGAAAUGACGGGUCAUUCCAUGCAGGAGAGGAUGAUUUUCAAACAGAAUUCAAAGUACCGCCAUUCCAAGACUGCAUCCUCAGUUUUUGCGGCUUUUCAGAUGACGAGAGAACAAAUAUGGAAGAGAGGACUGUGAAACAUGGUGGAAAAUAUCUGAACGUUGGAAAUGAAAGAUGUACACACAUGGUGGUGGAUGAGGAUUCGAUAAAGGAGCUGCCGUAUUGUUCUUCAAAGAAAGUCUUUGUGGUCAAACAAGAGUGGUUUUGGGGAAGCAUUCAAAUGGAUGCUCGAGCCGGAGAGUCCAUGUACCACUAUGAAAAGAAUGUCAGCCCAGCCAUGAAGAAAGCAGUGUCCCUCCUGUCACUCUCUACCCCCACCAGUAACCGAAAGCGUCAGCAUUUAAGGGACACGCUUGCUCGCCUCACAAAGGAGACGGAGAUUUUGCCCUUCUCUCCGCCCCCGAAAAGGCUGUCGGCGGAACGUUUGCUGUCGUUGGGCUCGUUGCUCGACGUUACAAUCACACCUGACAGAUCUUUUGUUGAGAGUUCAAAGACCGCAGCCCCGCCUAAACAAUCGGCCCGGUGGCAAGUUACUAAGGAGCUCUAUCAAACUGAAAGCAACUACGUCGCCAUUUUGAACACCGUACUCCAGAUUUUCAAGCUUCCACUUGAAAAAGAUGGUCAGGUGGGGGGACCCAUCCUUGCCCCAGAAGAAAUUAAAACAAUAUUUGGAUGCAUCCCUGACAUCUAUGAGGUUCACACCAGAAUAAAGAGUGACCUUGAGGGCCUCCUGAGAGAAUGGUCAGAAGAAAAGAGCGUAGGAGAUAUUAUCCUUAAAUACUCAAAGGAGCUUUUGAAGGCCUACCCUCCCUUUGUAAACUUUUUUGAAAUGAGUAAGGAUACUGUUGUUCAAUGUGAGAAACAAAAGCCACGCUUCCAUGCAUUUCUAAAGAUCAACCAGGCCAAGCCAGAAUGUGGGCGCCAGGCACUCGUAGAGCUCCUCAUCAGACCUGUACAGAGACUUCCUAGUAUGGCUCUACUUCUAAAUGACAUAAAGAAGCACACAUCAGAUGAGAACCCUGACAAGCUGAAACUGGAGAAAGCAAUCGAGUCUCUAAAAGAAGUUAUGACUCACAUUAACGAGGACAAGAGGAAGACGGAUGGUCAGAAGCAAAUCUUUGACGUUGUUUAUGAAGUUGACGGAUGUCCCGCCAACUUGCUGUCCUCCCACCGCAGUCUGGUUUAUAAAGUGGAAACCAUUGCGCUUGGUGACCAACCGUGUGACCGCGGCGAACAUGUCACACUCUUCCUCUUCACUGAUUGUUUGGAGAUCGCAAGGAAACGACACAAAGUUACCAACACUUUUAAGAGUCCACUGGGGCAAACAAAAGCGCCACCUCCGCUGAAGCACAUCACUUUGAUGCCGCUCUCACAAAUUCGAAGAGUCUUGGACUUGCGUGACACAGAAGAAUGCGUCAACGCAUUUGCUUUAGUCGUUCACCCGCCCACCGUACAGGAGAACAUGCUGUUCAGCUUCCAGUUGGCCGGAGAGGAAACGGUGAAAAGCGACUGGCUUCGAACGCUUUGUCGCCAUGUGGCCAACACCAUCUGCCGUACUGAUGCGGGUGACCUAAUUCACGCUACAGACCCAGACUCUCUGCAGCUCAACACCAAAGAUAUGGCCAGCACUCUCAGCAAAGCCUCAAGAGCCAUCAAGAAAACGUCCAAAAAGGUGACGAGGGCAUUUUCUUUCACAAAGACUCCGAAGCGUGUGCUCCAGAGGGCAUUUAUCUCCAACACUACCCCAGAUGAUAAAAAACAACGAUUGAACUCGGAAAACAGCAGCAGCUCAAUACUGUCCAUGUCUCGCUCUGUCUCCACGCACAGUUUGAGUGACGCCAAAAGCAGUACCACGGUGCAACGUUUUAAUUCUUUGGACCACCUUCCUCCCAGCGCCAGCCAGCCUUCCUGUCUGUAUGCUCACUUCUUUGUGCCCUGUCCAAAAUAUGACUUCCCCAAGUUUUGACACGGAUGGCCCGGGAAGCAAAGAAUACUUCAAUCUUCCGUCCUGGAAGCCCAUUUCUUAUUCCGCAUAUUUCUUCAAGCCUUAGUGUUCCCAACGCAGACGAUCUCAAGUUUGCUUCUUUUUCAGAUGCCCAAAUGAACCCUUGCCUCGACUCAAAAACAUUGGUGACAAUUGUGGAUUUCAAUAGCUGCUCAGGUUGCAGAGUUCAACCCAAGGGUCCCUCGUUUAUGGCUCGUAUCACGAGAGGAACCUCUGCGUAAAGGGACGUCUGAGUGCCCUUGAAACCUUGUCUUAGUCCUAAAUAUGCAGGUUUAAUUCAUUCAAGUACCAUGUGUCUUUAUCUUCUUGAUUUUCAGUAUUGGUAAUACAAUAAAGGAAGUAGAUUUGAAGUUGUUGAUUUGGAAGAACUUUAUUACUCAUCAUUUGAGCCCCGGGGUACCUGCAGGUGAUAUUCACUUGUUGCCUGGGGUUUGAUGACAAUGCGAAUGGCUGGAGACUUUGGACAUAAUAUACAGACAGUAAUUAAAUGCUAUAGUCAGAGGUUUAACUACCAAAAAGUCAUUACUCGGAGGUCAAGCUUGCGCUGUAAUGCUGAAGAGGGAAUUGAAAUGUUGGGGUGAAAAGGAAAAAAAAAAAGAUGGAAUCAUAUGAUGCAUGGGCACCCACCUUUGUAGUACGUCUCCCUCCAUCAA
Molecule: messenger RNA, 3825 nt
Organism: Syngnathus typhle (broad-nosed pipefish)
Lineage: Eukaryota; Metazoa; Chordata; Actinopteri; Syngnathiformes; Syngnathidae
Gene: ect2
Product: epithelial cell transforming 2
Biological process (GO): mitotic cytokinesis; activation of GTPase activity; regulation of cytokinesis, actomyosin contractile ring assembly
Cellular component (GO): cell cortex; nucleus
Molecular function (GO): guanyl-nucleotide exchange factor activity; GTPase activator activity
Source: RefSeq, a predicted model, not a curated record